This is a messenger RNA of Hyalella azteca, 2078 nucleotides long. RefSeq names its product nucleoporin 88 (gene mbo). Bases 18 to 2078 code for a protein of 686 amino acids. Gene Ontology annotation, biological process: ribosomal large subunit export from nucleus; mRNA export from nucleus; protein import into nucleus. Gene Ontology annotation, molecular function: structural constituent of nuclear pore; protein binding. The record is from RefSeq and is a predicted model, not a curated record. Gene Ontology annotation, cellular component: nuclear pore. Lineage: Eukaryota; Metazoa; Arthropoda; Malacostraca; Amphipoda; Hyalellidae. The transcript has 13 exons.
UCUCCAGAAUUGUUAUCAUGUCAGUUUCAAGUGAUUUGAGGAACUUGUCUAUUUGUAAAAAACUUUCUGAAAAUGUGAAAGAAAGUUUGUGUGUUGGCCCCAACCAGUGCUGUUUGGCAGCUGUAGUGGACGACAAUAUCUUAGUGUGGAGUCAGGAGGACUGCUGCUUGUAUGCACAACAUUUACAGCAGCAGGAUUCAGUUCUGCAGACCCUGAGCUUGACCCGCCCCCCGCUGUGGUCGGUGCAGAGCAUCCAUGUGAACAAGCAAGGCACGGGUGUGCUGCUGGUGGGCAGGCGGGGCGUGGGGGUUGUGGACCUGCCACAGCGCUGGGGCAAACACCACACAUUUGAUGGCGGACGAGAGAACAUCACAUGCAGAACAGAAUACAUCGCUGAGCGCUUCCUGGUGUGCCACCAACGCAUUGAUGUGGUGGCCGCGUGCUGGCACCCUGGCUCCCCUAACGGCAACCACGUGGUCAUGCUAGCGUCUGAUCACUACCUCAGAGUAUACAGUCUGCGGGGCAGGGAUGUACCGGAGCAGGCGCUGGCGGUGUCUGUGCCACGUCCCGACAGCGUCUUCAGCAGUCACGCCGCGCCCGCCAAGUAUGGCAGCUCAGCUCUGGGCGAGGAGGCCGUAGACUUCACCAUUGGUGCGCCUGUUGUUACUGACGGCGUUAAGAAGUCCGGCGAUGUUGGAGAUUCGGAGAAGAAAGAUGACGCGGCAGACUUUCUGUGGCCGGUAUACGUGCUCUAUGCGAACGGGGACGUGUAUCACACGUACCUCAGCCUCCAUCACAAGCUGCGCAGUCGCACCGUCUCGGGUCCUCUAGUGCUGCUGCCGCCACGAGAAGACAACUACGCCCUGGAGUGGUGCAGCGUGUGCUGCGUGGGGGAGGGCGGCGUGGGCAGUGUGCUGGUGCUUGCCACUACAGGAGGCCGAGUCUUCCACUGCGUCGUUAUGCCGCCUAAAGACGAGCCCGACGUGCCGGUGACUUCAGGCAGUCAUGACGAACUCAAACUCACGCAGGGCUUGUCGCGCCUGUCAGUGAGCAGUCCCAGCGUGUCCCUGUACGUGUACGAGUGCGUGGACCUGCAGCUGUCCUUGUGUCCUGACCAGCUCCUGGCCCCACGUCCUCUCAUGCUCUGCACGCACGACUCCUUCACUAACAGAUACCUGGUGCUACACUCGGCUGGCGUGCACCUAGUGACGGUCUCCCUGGUGGACAGCAUGCGGCGCUUCGUCAUGUCUUCACACGCCGCCCCGGACGAUGAGCUGGGCGGUGAGUGCUGUGUGGAGCAUCUGGUGUGCACGCUGGCGCUGCCCUCCGCCGCCCUCGUGCCUGUCACCGCCUGCGCCGUGUGGUGCCCUGGCCCCUCUGCCCUCAGCCCCAGGGGUGUGGGCGGGUGCGAGGUGUUGGUGCUGCUGCUCACAGGCGCGCUGCUGUCCGUGCGGUUGCCUGCGCUGCUGCCUCUCCUGCCCCUGCCCCCGCUGCUCGCUGCUGUUGAGUCCAAGGCUCCAGGGCGCGGGUCCGUGGAGAGCCUCGAGACUGCGGUGCGGCGUUGCCUGCAACGCGGUUCCUCCCAGCCGCUGCUGGCCAGCAGCUCGGCCCGCCCCCUGGACCCCGUCGAGGCACUCGACCUCACCAACAAAACGCUGCACAAGCUCCGCGCCAACUACUUGGUGCCUCAGAACACUGCGGCCAACCUCAUCAACCAUAGAGUGCGCGUGCUCUUUGACCUGCAGAGAGCGUUGGUGUCGCAGCUGAACGAUCUGACGCAGGAGCUGCAGACGCUGCAGCAGAACACGGUGCGCCUCCAGAUUCUGCAGCAGGAAGCCAAGGACCGACAAGACAGCAUCUUCCGCAGACUAGACGCCGUGUGCGCGACGACGCUGCGUCGUCUGCCCGGUCUCUCGAGCGGCGAGCGGUGGAUGCUGAAGGAGCUGCAGUCCAUGCAGGAGCAGAUGCCUGAACUGCGCGAUGACCUCCAGCACCUGCACACUAAACUACAGUGGCAUGAGACCAUCGCACAGGUAGCAGGCGACCCAAUACUUCCAGCUAAACUAAACUCUGACUAA